This is a messenger RNA of Alexandromys fortis (reed vole), 7646 nucleotides long. It is a transcript of the gene Frmpd2, whose product is annotated as FERM and PDZ domain containing 2. The transcript is spliced from 29 exons. The coding region runs from base 99 to 4424 and encodes 1441 amino acids. The record is from RefSeq and is a predicted model, not a curated record. NCBI's taxonomy places the organism in Eukaryota, Metazoa, Chordata, Mammalia, Rodentia, Cricetidae. Gene Ontology annotation, molecular function: protein binding. Gene Ontology annotation, cellular component: cytoskeleton.
UGCUCCUUCAGGAAAGAGACUUGCAGGCCAUUGAUCCUGUUUAUGGCUGGGAAGUUUUUCUAAGCUGAAGGCCUAGCCCAGUUCGCAGAGAUAUCUGGAUGCAGCCGUUGACAAAGGACACAGGCAUGAACGCAGCUUCGGUGACACUUGCCAGUGCCCUGCAGGUCAGGGGUGAAGCCCUGUCUGAGGAGGAAAUCUGGUCUCUCUUGUCGAUGGCUGCUGAGCGGCUCCUGGAAGACCUUCGAAACGAUUCCUCAGACUAUGUAAUCUGCCCCUGGUCACUCCUGCUUUCUGCAACUGGAAGUGUUUCUUUCCAAGACCAUGUUUCUCACAUAGAGGCUGCACCAUUCAAGGCUCUGGAACUGCUCCAGGGACCAAAUGAGGAUGAGCAGCCCGAAGCAUCACAGAUGCAUGUCUACUCCUUAGGGAUGACGCUCUACUGGUCAGCUGGGUAUCGUGUUCCGCCAAACCAGCCCCUGCAGCUUCGGGAGCCCUUGCACUCCCUCCUGCUGGCCAUGUGCGAAGACCAGCCUCGAAGACGGCGGCCGCUGCAGGCAGUUCUGGAAGCCUGCCGGGUUCAUCAGGAAGAAGUGGCUGUAUACCCAGCCCCUGCCAGUCUCCACGUCAGUCGGCUGGUGGGCUCGGUGCUGGGCACAAUCUCUGAGGUGGAGAAACGAGUUGUGGAGGAAGGUACCUGUGAGCGGCAGAGCAGAAGCUACUUUCUCAGGAGUAAGCUGCAUCCGGCUGCCAGUGAGAGCCCCGGAGCUCGGGUCUCGGAUGGUGUGCAGCCGCGAAGAGUUUCAGAGAGAAGUACAGAGACACAGAGCUCCUCAGAGCGACAUUGGAGCACCACGGCUCACAGUCCUUGUGGCUUCCCUCAUGGCGCUUUGGCAGGUGUGGAUCCCUGUGACUGUGAGGAGGGCCUGCCGUGUGGCUCCGGGCCUAUGCUCUUGGUAGAAGCAGAAAGCUCACAGCUAGCAACAUCUUCUCCAAGGAAUUUCCUACAAAGGAACGGAAAGGCGAGUAAAGAGUUCUCCAGACCAGAGUUUAUCCUGUUAGCUGGAGAGGCCCCGGUGACCCUACAUUUGCCUGGAUCCAUCGUGACCAAAAAAGGGAAAUCCUACUUGGCUCUCAGAGACCUCUGUGUGGUCUUGCUGAGCGGACAGUGUCUGGAGGUGAAGUGUGACAUGGAGUCCACAGCAGGGGCUGUCUUCAAUGCUGUCGUGGCCUUCACCAACCUCGAGGAGACCACCUACUUUGGUUUGGCUUAUGUGAAAGGUGAAGAGUUCUUUUUCCUGGACAAGGACACCAGACUGUGCAAAGUUGCCCCAGAAGGCUGGAGAGAACAGUACCAGAAAGGUUCCACGGACACUUUAACGCUCUUCCUGCGGAUAAAGUUCUUUGUCAGCCGCUAUGGGCUGCUUCAGCACAGCCGGACAAGGCAUCAGUUUUACUUGCAGCUUCGGAAAGAUGUUUUAGAAGAGAGGCUGUAUUGCAAUGACGAGACACUACUGCAACUGGGGGUCCUUGCCCUGCAGGCUGAGUUUGGCAGUUAUCCUAAGGAGGUAGAGAAUAAAGCAUAUUUCCGAAUUCAAGAUUACAUCCCAGCAAGACUUAUUGAGCGGAUGACAGCGAUCCGGGCCCAAGUCGAAAUCUCUGAGAUGCACCGGCUCAGUUCCACACCUUGGGGAGAAGAUGCUGAGCUGAAGUUCUUAGAGGUUGUUCAGCAACUCCCAGAAUAUGGAGUCCUGGUUCAUAGAGUUUUCCCAGAGAAGAAGAGACCAGAUGGAGAAAUGGCCUUGGGGGUCUGUGCCAAAGGUAUCACAGUCUACGAGGUGAAAAACAGGCGCAGAAUCGCCACAUCACGGUUUCCAUGGAGAGAAACAGGGAUGAUUUCAACUCAUAGAAAAAAGCUCACCAUCACCAGCAGCAUCACCGGAAAAAAAUAUACCUUUGUCACCGAUUCAGCCAAGACCUGUAAAUAUUUGCUGGGCCUCUGCUCCGCCCAGCACUCGUUUCAUGCCCAGAUGGACUCCGAGCAGCCGCCCCGUCUCUCAAGCGAUCAGGAUAAGUUUGUACACAUAGCCAACUUGAAUUCCGCACACCAGACACAGGCCAACCCUCUCACUUGGAUUCAGAAACUGUCAUGUUCAGAAAACGAGCUCUGUGUACCCAGGUUGCAGGAUGCCAUGGGAGGCCGGCUGAGCACGUCUAUGGAGAACAUGCAAGGCAGCAAGGAGAUCGGGACAGAGGGGAUCAAAAGCAGCCCUUACACUGGCCGAGAGCAACCAAACAGCAUCACUUGGAUUCAGAAGCCAAUUCAGCCUCUCUCUGGGACAACUGUCCAGAGUAUGUGCACAGGGUCACAGAACAGUGGGAGGAAGAGCUGUAUGGGAGAAUCCAACCAAGACAUCUUGUGUGUAACGCUGAAGCGUGAUCCACAUCGUGGCUUUGGUUUUGUCAUUAAUGAGGGAGAAGAUACAGAUCAAGCAAAGCCUGGCAUUUUCAUAUCUUCCCUUAUACCUGGGGGACCAGCAGAAAAGGCUAAAGUGAUCAAACCAGGAGGGAAGAUAUUAGCCUUGAAUCACAUCAGUCUUGAGGGUUUCACGUUCAACAUGGCUGUUAGAAUGAUCCAGAAUUCCCCUGACAACAUAGAAUUAAUCAUCUCACAGUCAAAAGGUGUUUGUGGAAAUAUCUCCAGUGAAGAAAAGAAUAGUACAGCAAGUUCUGGCACGUUCUGUACAGAUAUCCCGAGCAAUGGGUGCCAGGGAAGAGAGUCAGCGCCCACACGUGACCAGGACAGAAAUGCCAGAGGACCAGAAAUGGCUCAGGCUGCUGGUUAUUGUCCUCCAUCGCCUCGAGAAACCAAUGCUGGUGAAAUCUACUUUGUGGAGCUGGUUAAAGAAGAUGGGACCCUUGGAUUCAGCGUGACAGGUGGCAUUAACACAAGUGUCCCUCAUGGAGGAAUCUUUGUGAAGUCUAUAAUUCCUGGAGGCCCAGCUGCCAAGGAAGGACAGAUCCUGCAGGGUGACCGGCUCCUGCAGGUGGAUGGAGUGAGUCUGUGCGGCCUCACUCACAAGCAGGCUGUGCAGUGUCUCAAGGGUCCUGGGCAGGUGGCACGGCUGGUCUUAGAGAGGAGAAGCCCCAGGAUUGCGCUACCGAGUCCUUCCACUGAUGACAGGAUGGGAGAUGUGCACAUGGCUGUUUCCCUGGUAACAGCCCGGUCUGGCAGGCCUGCAAGCUGUGUCUCAGUGACAGAUGGUCCUACAUUUGAAGUCAAACUGAAGAAGAACAGCAGUGGUUUGGGAUUCAGUUUUGUGCAGAUGGAGAGAGGGAACGGCAGCCAUAUCAAGAGCAACCUUGUUAGGAUUAAGAGGCUCUUUCCUGGGCAGCCAGCUGAAGAAAAUGGAGCCAUUGCAGCUGGUGACAUCAUCCUGGCAGUGAACGGGAAGCCCAUAGAGGGCCUUGCCUUCCAGGAAGUGCUCCAUUUAUUGCGUGGGGUUCCAGAGGAAGUGACGCUGCUCCUCUGCCGACCCCAUCCUGGGACACUGCCUGAGAUGGAGCUGGGAUGGCAGACUCCCGAACUAUCAGCAGACCAAAGAUUCACCAUGGCAACGUGUACUGAAUCAGAGCAGAGCCCCAGCCUAGAUCAAGAGGACAGCUGGAGGGACAGUGCCUCCCUGGACAUAGGGGAAGGCCUGGCUUCCACACGAGAGUCUUCUUACAAGGCUGUCAGAGAGGUGAAAGGAGACCAACACAGACAGGGACCCUGGGCCAGGUCCCCGAUGCGCCCUAUGGAAUCCCAUCCUCACUUGUGCAAACUCCACCAAGAACCAGAGGCACCAGCGUUGGCUACCUCUUUGGAAAAGGAUAUGAGACAAAACUGCUAUUCUGUGUGUGACAUCAGGAGACUGGGAAGGGAUGAUGCUGAAGGUGGCACAUGUUUUCUUCACGAAACCUCUUCUCUCACCUUGGAUGAUGAAGACUACCUGACCCUCAACUCCACGUUCUCAGGCCAGCUGCCCUGUGAAGAAUGUCUAGAGGCAGAUUCUGAGACUAUUCCUCUGCCGCAGUUCUGUUCUUGGGGUGCUCUUGCGAAGUCUGCACUUCCGGAAGGAUCCCCCGGGAGUGAGAGUGACUGGGAGGAUCUGGAGGAGUCUGUGGCAUCCUCUGGUGGGUAUCACACUCUGUGUGGGAUGAGGCUUCACAGAACUCACUUAGGUUGGAGUAAUGGUCCCCUAGGGUAUCAUCUGGAAGCCAUUUCUGCUGACUGCUUACUGUGGUCCCUGUUCCAUGAUGACUACUUUACCAAUUGGGGACUGUUUCAUAUGCUACAUCAGAGGCUUCUCCAGGGCUCUACAGUGACUAAAGCAGAGAGGCAGAAUUCAAGCCAUUCUCUCCCUGCUCCUGCGUCCACACGUUGAGUGUCCCCUUUGCUGCCCUCCAGCACAUGUGUGGAUACACCUUCUCUCCCCAGGUUUAGCUUUCUGGAGACCAGCAUGUCAAGGGCUAGUUUCUGUCUUGUCUACACCUACCUGUCCCUGGGAUAUAUAUGCUUCAGAGAAUACUCCCGGUGUCAUGUUACUGGAGGCUGCUUAUAGAGUCUUUGUGGUUAGGUACACAUCAGAAAAUCAGGCAUGGUGGCUCAUAUUUGUAAUCCCAGUACGUAGGAAACAUAGACAGGAGAAUCACAACAGCAAGGGCAUCCUCAGAACACUAUGGAGCUACCAGAGACAGAAGCUGGGAAUUUUACCAGGUAAGCCACUGCCACAUGGCGAUACACUGAUUACUAGAAAUGGGUUAAACCAAGAUGUGAGAGUUAACCAAUAAGAAGUUAGAGAUAAUGGGCCAAGCAGUGUUUUAAUUAAUAUAGUUUCUGUGUCGUUAUUUUGGGGCUAAGCUAGUUGGGCGGCAGGGUUGAACAAGCACCCCCCUUACAUGAAUAUGAUGCUAAAAAGUCCCAUUCUUAUCUGAAACAGACAACAAGUAACUAGGAGGAUUCUGAGGCCUCAGAGGCCAUUCACAUACACUUGUAGGGAAUCCGACAUCCUGACAUGGAAGAAAGACACGGAUGGGUGUAUAGAACUGUGAAGCCAGCAGGGAGAAGCUUGCAUGUUAAGAUCACCCUUCUAGUUGAUCUCAGUGUGGCAGGAGAGCUGAAAGAAGGCUGAGCCAUCUAUGGGCACCCAUAGGGAUCCAACUAAGACAUUGAUGGCUGUCUCCAGAAAGAGAUCAGAGAGGAAAGGGCAUUCCCAUGGGAGGAGCUAAUGUUUCCAUCCUGGUGCCACCAUUCACUGAACAUGGAGACAAUGGCGCCUACCUGAGGCUGUCGUUGAAAGUCUGAGAGGACAAUACUACGUGUAUAAGGUGCUUUUGGUAACAGCUAGCUAUUGUUUUCAUAGACUUCAGUGGGAUGAUGCAAGCUUUUGAACACAGCUGAUUCUGCUGUUUUUCCACAUAGACAAAGGCACUAAGCAGACAGGCUGUGUCCUAACAUCAGGUUGGGGCAGGGAGAAGCUCUCAUCUAUGGUUGAGUGUGGAAUAGAAGAACUGGUUGGCCCUUGGCUAUAGACUGGGGAUGUAGUUGGGAUGAACCAUGUCAUCAUCUCAAAUCCUACCCCAAAAAGAGAACAGGUCUUGUCUGCUGCUUAUAGAGUAUGGAAGUCGGGUGUUGAGUGUUCAUGGUGCCAGCUUGGGCCUAGGCUCUGUGGUUGUUCCACAUAUAUGCUUUAUAGCACCCAGGGCUUUGAAUCACACUAUCCCUAGGCAGUGUGACUCUUUUGGGAAAAGCACCAUGUACAUCCCUUAAAAUCUCUGAAGGGUCUAAGUCAUCCAGAAGGUGAGUACUUCUGCUUAUUAUUCUCAUUUGUACCAGAAGUUGGGGGAGAAGAGGAUACAAGAGGACUUUGCUCAUGGCUAAGCAGUGCAUCCUUUACAGCUAUAGUCGAAGUAUUGUUUGCUCCAUUUAGACAAAGAUGAUUAAAAAUAAUUUUUUUCCCUGAUGCUAGAGAGAUGAAUCCACAGUGAAGAGCAGAUCGGCAGCACCCAUACCAGGUUGUUCACAACCACCUGUAAUCCAGUUCCUGGGGAUGUGACACUGUCUUCUAGUUUCUACAGAUACAGGCACACAGGCAGCAGACACCACACACACAAACACACACACACACACACAAUUUAGAAAUCUUUUGAAAAAAAGGUAUUUUCUAUAAGUAAAUUUAAUCAGUCUUUGUGGUAUUCUUAGUUAUCUUCUAUCAAUAGGCUUUGUGGUUUUAUUUAAAUUGUUCAGGUUCACAUUCUGUAUGGAUCCAAACCGCAGCUGUCAGAACUGGCUUUUGAUGCAUUUUCACAGAAUGGCUCUUUCCACAAGAGUCUAUAACACACACAACUUUCCAUCAAGUAGCAGGAGGAUAACAUGUUUAUUUUAAGGACUCCGGAGCACAAAAAGUUAAUUAAUUUUACAUAGUAAGCUUCUUUAUCUACACAUUUUUACAUCAGGCAUUCAUCACAAAUAAUCGCUGGUCUAGUUUGAGGCCUCUGGUCUCUGAUACACCAUAGACAUUGGGCCCUCAUUAGGAUUCUUCCUGGACAUCUCAGUGCUGCUCUGAGUCAUGGAGAACCUGUAGUCCUGGAUCUGUGGGAUUCUCCCCCUGUCCCCUUCCCUCUGUGCUCCAGCAGAUCACAGAUGGGGUGGACUUGGGGUGGGUCAACACUUAAUCCUUAUGCUGGGCUUGGGCAGUUGCAGGGUUGGUCAGCCUACCAGCUGUCCCAUGUCCUCGUCACCAAGGUGAGCUCUCCUGUAUUGUCAGCUCCCUCAUCUAUUACAGGUUAUGAAGGGUGAGGGGGGCACUUCUCCCUGCCCACACAACUGCAUGACAGACAUGCUUGUUCACACCUUUAAACAAACAAACAAGCAUUUUUCUUUUUACGAAGUCAAAAUAACAACAAAACCCAGUAAAAACAAAAUCACCAAACCACAGUUCAGUGGGAUAGUAAGAACAGGGUUGAAUUAUAUGAUUUAGAGAGGUUUCUGCACAACCAACCAGCCACCUACUAACAUCUGCUCACUCUUUUAGGUGAGCACACUGAGCAAGGCAUCUCCUGGGACAGAACCUGAGGGCUCCUGUGUGGGCAUCCUUUCGGUGGAAGAACCCUCAGCUGAUUUUGGUCUAGAGAAUGUACCUACCUAUCUGCUGUGCUACCACCAAAGAAGCAUCCCCGAGAAGAUGGGGUGUUAAGUGCUGACUCCUAAGUCUUCGUGCCUGGUGUUUCUGAGGCUAAUCAUCUUUAGUAGUCACGACUUCCUCUUCAGCUCUGGGGUUUAAGUCAAGCAAAUCUUUGUGUGUAUGGACUGGGAUUCCUCUCAUGAAAGGAACUGGGGACUAAUUAUUUAAAUAAGGUAAACUACGGCAGGGGAAAGUUCUGGUUGCCAAACAGGGGCACCAUUUUCCAACAUGCAACUUUCUGGUUCGCACCGUUGAGUCUUCAUCAGUCAAAGGACUCUUAUCAAAGUAUCACCAGUAUACUGGAAGGAAUCUGCCAAGGGGCUUGGCUCAAAGGCCACAGGGGGAAUAACUUUCUGUGUUUUUCUGUUUGGGUUUUUCUGUCUUUCCUUCAACUCCAAAUAAUCAUGUGUUCUUUUCAAAUGA